AUGGCCAACCGCAUCACUUCAGCGGAUGCGUGCUCCGUGGUAUCCAGCAUUCCAUCAAAUGGUUCUUCGAGAUGCAGCGAUUUCACAGACCACAAACGAGCCACAGCAGUAAAGACGACCGUCAGCCGCAACAAAGCCAGCGGUUGUGCCGUCCAGAUGAAUGGUCCGGUCGCGGGCACGAUCAACAACAAUAACUUUACCUUCAAGAAAUUAAUCAUCAACUGCUCGUGCGGCUUGAAUUCAAGGAGUGCUUCCCACAAAGAAACGGCGCGGUCGCUACCUAGCAGUGCACUCAAGACUGUCCCUCCGCGAGAAGAGCCGAAAGUGUCUAUCGUGGAGAUUCCGGGUGGUAACCAAAACCUGCCACAUAUUCCUGCACAAACUCUGGGCAUCAAAUCAUCAAGUGGAAGACCCCAGGGAGUGCGCGCCACGUUCCAGGCCGGCGUCCCUGACAAUUUCAUUGCGCACAGGAUUGUCAACCGUUUGGAGCUCUCGGCCCGCAGCGACCCGUCGUUGGUAAAGGUGCUCUUUUGGGGUGGAACGCCUCUUCCCUCGACAAACGACUUUGUCGAUCUCGCUUGCUACAAAGACGACAGCGACGAGUGCACUGUAUACCGCCUCUACGUCAUCAAAAAAUGCCCAUUCGACCUGCUGUUCGGCGUUACCUCCAUCGAUUCUCCUCAGUGA
Molecule: messenger RNA, 687 nt
Organism: Trematosphaeria pertusa
Lineage: Eukaryota; Fungi; Ascomycota; Dothideomycetes; Pleosporales; Trematosphaeriaceae
Exons: 3
Coding region: 1-687 (228 amino acids)
Source: RefSeq, a predicted model, not a curated record